Molecule: messenger RNA, 1809 nt
Organism: Striga asiatica
Lineage: Eukaryota; Viridiplantae; Streptophyta; Magnoliopsida; Lamiales; Orobanchaceae
Source: the annotation of a GenBank genome assembly
GUGCUAACCACUACACCAUAGAACCGAUUUGAUGGUAACAACAAACUAAACAAUAUAGACCUAACUACUAAGUUCCAAUGCUCAAUGAUCUAGUUGGCUAGUCGACCACGCAACACUUAUGCGCCCAUUUCUAGGCUACUAGCAACUUAACGCACACUGAGAAUCACGCUUUUUAAACACACAAAAUCUCAUCACAAUAAAUAAAUAAUUCACACCUCUCCACUCUCCUCCUCGAUCUUGUCAACAACAAUGGCGGAAACCAUCUCCACCUCCAAACCCUACGACGUCAUCAUCUUCGGCGCCUCCGGCUUCACCGGAAAGUACGUUCUCCGUGAAGCCCUCAAAUUCCUCGGUGCCCCCAACUCGUCCCUCAAAUCCCUAGCCCUGGCGGGCCGCAGCCCGUCGCGGCUAUCCGAUGCUCUCAAGUGGGCCGCCGGUCCGAACUCACCUCCCAAGAUCCCUCUCCUCACUGCCGACACCUCGGACCCGAGCUCGCUCGUCCGCAUCGCAGCCCAGGCGAGGAUCGUACUGAACUGCGUCGGCCCGUUCCGGCUCUACGGCGAGCCUGUAGUCGCGGCCUGUGUCGAAUCGGGCUGCGAUUACCUUGACAUCUGUGGAGAGCCCGAGUUUAUGGAGAGGAUGGAGGCUUCGUACCAUGAGAAGGCGACGGAGAAGGGCUCGUUGGUCGUAUCGGCGUGUGGGUUUGACUCUGUGCCGGCCGAGAUCGGGCUGCUGUUUCAUACCAGGCACUGGACCGGGUCUUCCGUGCCGAACCGGGUGGAGGCGUAUUUGAGCUUGGAGUCGGAUAAGAAACUUGUGGGAAAUUUUGGAACUUAUGAGUCGGCGGUUCUUGGGGUUGCUAAUGCGGAUAAACUGGUUGAAUUUAGAAAGUCUCGGCCCAAAAGGGCCCGGCCUGUGAUUCCGGGCCCCCCACCUGGAAAAGGCUCCAUGAUAGAUCACCAUAAGGAACUCGGCCUUUGGGGUCUUAGGCUACCAUCAGCAGAUUCCAUAGUCGUGCGAAGAUCUUUAUCCACUCUUACAGAAAACCCACACGGUUUACCUGGUGUUCACGAAACUGAUGAUAGCCGAAAAAAAAGGGAGGCCUUUUGGUCAUCUGUCAAGCCAGCCCAUUUUGGCGUGAAAUUGGCCUCGAAAUCAUUGCUCGGUUUCUUUCCAACUAUCAUGCUCGGGAUAUUCCUGGGGAUUUUAAGCAAAUUUGCGAUCGGGAGAUGGCUUCUUUUGAAAUUCCCAUCAUUUUUCAGCCUGGGGUGGUUUAGGAAAGAAGGGCCUUCUGAGGAAGAAGUCGAAAGUGCCAUGUUUAAGAUGUGGUUUGUUGGGAAAGGGUUUUCUGACAGUAGCCUUGCAACAAAAUCGGAUAACAAAAAACCCGAUACUGAAAUUAUUACAAGGGUAAUGGGGCCCGAGAUUGGAUAUAUAACUACUCCUAUAAUUCUUGUUCAGUGCGCGCUCGUUUUGUUGAAUGAGCGUGAGAAUCUGCCUAAAGGAGGGGUUUUUACACCUGGGAUUGUGUUUGGGGCCACGGAUCUGGAAAAGGGGCUUCAAGAGAACGGAAUAUCCUUUGAUUUCAUUUCGAAGAAAACUCUUUCAGCUUGACCCGACUCGACUCUUAUAACAAUGUGGAAUUUCUUUUUCCUUAUAUAAUAAUAAGUAUAAUUCAAAACAUUUCUUGUUUCAGGUUUGAAGUAUUUUUAGACUUUUAGUCAUUGAAGAGAAUAGUGUAUGAAACUGUUGGAAAUGAGAUUGAGUUCUGAAUGUGGGUCUAAAAUCUGAUGAUGAUGAUGAUGUUUU